Anoplophora glabripennis (Asian longhorned beetle) is the source of this 1283-nucleotide messenger RNA. Its product is annotated as ribonuclease H2 subunit B. The record is from RefSeq and is a predicted model, not a curated record. Bases 175 to 1119 code for a protein of 314 amino acids. Gene Ontology annotation, cellular component: ribonuclease H2 complex; nucleoplasm. The transcript is spliced from 4 exons. NCBI's taxonomy places the organism in Eukaryota, Metazoa, Arthropoda, Insecta, Coleoptera, Cerambycidae. Gene Ontology annotation, biological process: ribonucleotide metabolic process; RNA catabolic process.
AAUAUAGAGUAACUAUAUUUUCUAUGGCUUAUGUAUAUUGUAUAUGUCGUGGUUCGUGGUUCAGAACGAUUUGUGCUAUGCGAUUUGUGGGAUGCGUUGUAGACGCUGUUUGUUAUAAAUAUUAAAUAAUACCUAUAUUUAAAGUUUUUUUAUUGAUAUAGUGCUGAUCGUAAGAUGCCGCGUAUUAAAGCAUCGCCAAAAAAAUGUAUAAAAACCAACGUUCAACAUCCAACCAAUUCUUGGGUUAUUUUAUUAAAAGGUGAAGCAAUAGAAUUAUCUGAACAUACUGAAUACACUGGAAGUGGAACCCCAGAUAUUGUUACUUUGAGACAUCCUAGUACUGGGGACUCGGCAAUAUUUUUAUUUUCUGCAGCAAAUAAUUCUGUUCAAGAAAUUUUAACAUUUGUUGAAGGAAAAAGAUCAUGGUUUAUAGAUGAUUCAGUUAAAAGUGAUGGGAAAAUGCAUCUCUCUACCCCAAUAGAUCCAAUAUUUUUAGUUCUUCCAUAUUUAAAGAAAUAUUGUAUGACACAAGCUAUCCCUUUGAAGCAACUUCUGCAUGAUGAAGAAUUUCCAGAAACUGAAAGACUUUUAAAAUCUAGUGGAUUAAAAUACUUGACUAUGAUAGCUGAUAGAAAGGGUGAUGAAGAGUUAAAUGCAUUCAAAUAUAAUGAAGAAAAAACACUCUCAUGGCUUAAGAAAAAAACUGAGAGAGUAGCUGAAAUAUUACAACAAAAAAAUAUUCAUGUUACACCUGGUGGAGCAGUUUCCUCAACAUGUAUAAAAUCAUCAAAAGAUAUAUCAGAUAAUGAUAUUUAUUUGAGGUAUGCUCAUGGAAUUGUUUCUGAAUAUUUAAUGGAAAACGACAGUCGAAAAUUACUUAAAUAUUUAAAUCUUCCUGAAGAUAAUCUGGGUGUAAAAAGGAAAAGUUUACUAAUACCAGAACGUGACGCAAAAAAGGUCAAAAUUGAACAAAAUAAAAAUGCAAUUCCAAUUGUAUUAGACCUAAGUAAAUCAGAUUCAAAACUAGUGAAAAAUACAAUACCAUCUUCUAAAGAAAAGGCAAGGUUGAAAGCUGCAAGUGGUAGCAAAACGAUUAACUCAUUUUUUAAAAGAACUUAAUUGUGACUGUUAGAAUCUAGGUAAAUUUUUAUAAAGUUGUGACAUAAAACGUUCAUACCGUAGAAUUUAAACAAUUCAGUAUUUAAAGAUGAUUAUUAAUCAAAUCACUAGUUUAUUAUUUUGUAUCUUUUGUAGUAGUUGUAAUAUAAAUGUGUAUUAUUUAA